GCUGCCAAGUUCUAAAACUAAAAUAAUACAACCCAGUAUAAUUUGCAAACAGUGUUGGAACUGGUAUAUUUUCUGACUGAAAACAUUAGGUGUUGGUACUGGAAGGAAAAGAGAGACAGUUUUAUAAAUAUUAAUAUUCCAAAUAGGGUCCCCCAAAUGGCUCAAAACUGUAGAAAUACUAACAUAGGGUUUUAAAAGCAACUAAUUUGCUUAAGCCAGUAGCAUCCCCCCCCCCAAAAAGGGGGGAUCAGAUAGACUAAAAUGCCCAUGUACAGAAUGUACUUUUACUGUCUUGAUGAAGGCUGGGAGGAAAACAUUGAGUCUCCCAAGCAAGGGCAUUCCUGCACUCAGGUGUAACACUGGUCGUCUUUGUAACUGGAAUAUAAACCGUGAUGGAAGUUACGGGAAAGUUGAUAACCACUAUUCACAAAGAUCUAAUCAAACAAUUAUAGCUAAACUGGCAAAUGUAUAGCUUGCUGCCUAAUUAUUCUGCUACUUCUGAAUUAUCCCAGGUCUGGCUAAAGCAGCAAAAAUGUCUUUAGUAAUUAUGCCCUUUAUGAUUCUUUGCUUGUUUCCAAUAUUCAAAUGACACAGAGUGUUCAUAAUCUACUAGAGCAUUGAGCAGUGCUAGGCUUUAACUUGCUAAUAAUUAUCCCCACAUUCCAGUAUUGUAAUCCUUUGUGGGCUGUUACCAAUGGCUUUUUUGUGGCACAGAACUGAAAAUCCCUAAACCUCAAUAAAUGUCAUUUAUCCCAACUGGGACCAAACCACCAUUGUGAAAGAUUAAAGCUUUCAGGAUUCCGGUAUAAAUGAUUUGGGGGAAUGAAAUGGCUGAUGAAGACCUCAAGAAGUGACCAGUCAGAGCUGGCCCUGCUAGGCAACUCAAUUGCAACACAACAGGCAACAUGACCGACAAACGAGUGAUGGCCACGCCCUUGGUUCUGUCUUUGUUUGGGGAUGGGAGAAGCAAGAGAAACCAAUGAAAUGGUCAAUGGAGCAGCAGACCAGAGGACAAGUUCCAAAGAGACAAGUCCAGUUCCUUCACCAACAACCGAUCGCAAAGCCAAGACUAGCCUCCAGGCUCAAACUGCUGCCACUCUCCCAGCCAAAACACAAGAAAUACCUUCUGCCCAGAUGGAGGGCUUCUUAAAUCGUAAGCAUGAAUGGGAAUCACACAGCAAGAAGGCCUCAAACAGAUCCUGGCAUAACGUUUACUGUGUUAUUAACAACCAAGAGAUGGGUUUUUACAAAGAUGCAAAGGCAGCUUCCUCAGGCAUUCCGUAUCACAGUGAGAUCCCUGUGAGUCUGAAAGAGGCGGUGUGUGAAGUGGCAGUAGAGUACAAGAAGAAGAAGCACGUAUUCAAGUUAAGGUUAACUGAUGGCAAUGAGUACCUUUUCCAAGCCAAAGAUGAGGAGGAAAUGAAUACAUGGAUCCAGGCCAUCACGUCUGCCAUCUCUUCAGACAAAAUUGAGUUGUCCACAAGCACACAGAGCACCCCAGCUACAAACCGGGCCCAGACCUUGCCAGCCAGUGUGACAGUAACCAGUGAGUCUAGUCCUGGCAAACGGGAGAAAGACAAAGAGAAGAGGUUCAGCCUUUUUGGAAAAAAGAAGUGAACUCCUUGCUUAUUUGUCCACACUGCACUUCUCUGAUUGUUCCAGUGGAAUUCCAGCAUGCAAGCUCAGAACCAAUACAUUACUCUCCGUGCCUAAUGUUCCUCAACAUGAUUUAAUUUUUUUUAUUUAUACAGCAUUUUUAAAAAAAACACACUCAAAAACUUCUAAAGUUAUAAAUAUCUGAGGUGCAUUGGGCAACUGCUGAGUAAGAGAGAACCACAUUUUCCUUUUGUUUUUCUUUUUUUAAGUGAAGUUAAUAUAGAUUAGGCCUUAGUACUUAAACUGUUCCUCAAUUUUUUGAGGCUGUCUUGAAAAAAUAACACCCCCACUAUGUGUUAUUGUUAUGCAAGGCAGCAGGGCUAAUAAAGUUCACAUGCCCCUUGGAGACAAUAUGCCGAUUUUAGUUUUCCCUUCCAUCUGAGACGGUUGCGCUGAGUCUUCACUACUUGAUUCUUCCCACUGCGAAUCUAAUGGUAGUGUAUUCUCUUUACCCUAAUAGAGUGCAGCUUGGCGUUAACUUACCAACCAAAACUAUUUGUAUACGGGCAUCUGGUUAUUAUUAACACGAUUGUGACGCUUCCUCACCCCACCCCACCCCACCCUGCAUCUGGCAAUGACAGUUAAGAAUGUUGAACCGGAAGGACUUCUCAUACUGAUAAUGGUUUUAAAUAAUCUGUAAUUUUGAUUUUUUUUUUUUUUUGCUGAAAUACAUUAUAUUGUACGUUUCAGAUAAUUCUAGUAAAAGUAUAAUAAGACUAGAUGUAUAAUAAAAAAAACCCUUUAAAAUCAUUGACUAAGUGUAAAAGUGGAAUUAAAGCAUUUACUGGAAAAAGUAAUGUUAUUCCAAUGGUUAACUUGCUUGUCAGCUGCUGCACUGUGUUAUAAUUUUGCUCCAUUACCUUUGCUCUUUGAUACAUAGUGUGCAUUUCUCUGUCACCUGUAACUAUUGUAAUGAACAAUUUUCAUCUUACUGCACAAUCAAAAAAAUUACAUUUAAUAGGAAUGAAUUCUCAAUGACUGGGCCUGUAGACAGGAUAGUACUGGAACUGGCUUUCGGUUAUAUGAAACUGUACCUCUAGACUUUUACCCUAUCUGUUAAAUAUAUGCUAUGUCAUUAAAUGCUUUUAAAACUAA
Molecule: messenger RNA, 2751 nt
Organism: Python bivittatus (Burmese python)
Lineage: Eukaryota; Metazoa; Chordata; Lepidosauria; Squamata; Pythonidae
Source: RefSeq, a predicted model, not a curated record